UGCGGUUUGGGUUGUCUACAGACGGCAGUCCUGAGGGAGAAGGAACUUUGUUGUCAGCUGUUCUCUUGCAUGCCUGUGGACUGGGAGUGAUGAAGCAGGAGGUCAGGUCUGCUCUGGGCUCAGCUCUCCUCGGGCUGGCAGAGGGUAACCUUUCUGCUCAGAGAGGUGUUGAUCUUGCCCGGGCGCACUUCGAGAAACAGCCGCCCGCCAACCUGCGCAAGUCAAACUUCUUUCACUUCGUGUUGGCUUUAUAUGACAGUCAAGGUCAGUCUGUGGAGACUGUGCACACUGCAUUUGUGGACUUUGUUGAAAAGGAAAAGGAGCCAGUAAGUGAAAAAACAAACAAUGGAAUCCAUUACAAACUCCAGUUACUGUACAACAAUGGUGUCAGAACUGAGCAAGAUCUGUACAUCCGUUUGAUAGACUCUGUGACCAAACAGGCAAUUAUGUUUGAAGGUCAAGAUAAAAACCCUGAAAUGCGUCGUGUUCUUCUCACUCAUGAGACAAUGUGCAGCCGAUGUGCUGAUAAGAAAAGUUGUGGAAACAGGAAUGAAACGCCUUCAGACCCCGUGAUUAUUGACAGGUUUUUCUUGAAAUUUUUUCUCAAAUGUAAUCAAAAUUGCCUGAAGAACGCAGGGAACCCACGAGACACACGUCGUUUCCAGGUGCUGGUCUCUACCACAGCCUCCGUUAAGGGCCACAUUCUAGCCAUUUCUGAUAACAUAUUUGUCCAUAACAAUUCUAAGCAUGGCAGAAGACGAUUUGAGUUAAUUGAAGAGAUCCCCUGCAUCAAGGCCAUCAGUCCGAGUGAAGGUUGGACUUCAGGUGGAGCCUCAGUGAUUAUUAUUGGAGAUCAGUUCUUCGAUGGUCUACAGGUGGUUUUUGGAACAAUGCUGGUCUGGAGUGAGGUCAUCACACCACAUGCGAUUCGUGUGCAGACUCCACCUCGUCACAUCCCUGGUGUUGUGGAAGUUACACUGUCCUACAGAUCCAAACGGUUCUGCAGGGGACCUCCAGGACGUUUUGUUUACACUGCUUUAAAUGAGCCAACCAUUGACUACGGGUUCCAGCGGCUGCAGAAGGUCAUUUCUCAUCAUCCUGGUGAUGUGGAAAGACUUCCAAAAGAGGUCUUACUGAAGAGAGCAGCUGAUCUCAUAGAGACAUUUUAUGGAAUGCCUCACAACAACCAGGAGAUGAUUCUGAAGCGUGCGUCCGACAUAGCAGAGGCACUCCAUGGGAGCCCACGAAACCCAUCCCACACAAAUUCACACAGGAUAAUGGGUGUAAACUCUUUUAAUGGACAGUUAACUGCGAACACAGAGGUUUCACAGGAUGUAGAACGAGUGGGAUUCAGUCGGAGUUCAAACACUGGCUUUGUUUUAGGCAGCACAUCCCAACAGCCUGAUUUCACUAAUAUCAACACAUGCGCACACGCACAUUCGCACCUUCACUCCAACAUGCCAAGGCACUCACACUCAAACGCACACCCAUCCAUGGCCGGGCACACACAAACACACGGACGCCAAACUUCCUCUGUGCCGAACUUCUCCAUGGCUGCCACACAAGCAUUCUUAGAUAGUCCCACAGAGGACACACAACACUACAUCGUGAAGCAAAAAAGUGCAUUUGCUCCAGUUCUGAAGAUGCAGUCUUCAACAGCAAGUUCAAGUCUUCCCAUUUGCACACCUUGCAUGGACUAGUGACACCAGUCGCUCUCUCACAUGGGCAAACUCAGAAGUGAAGGAGUUAACUCAGACUCUUUGUGCCUGAGCAAACUCAGACUCAGAAAAACUCAGACUCUUUGUGGUGUGGGGACAACAACAUCUAUUUUGAAUGUUGAAUGUUUUCUCAUUGCAAGCAAUACAAAAACAAUAAACUAUAUGUUAAAUCGUG
Messenger RNA from Rhinichthys klamathensis goyatoka, 1893 nucleotides. It is a transcript of the gene ebf3b, whose product is annotated as EBF transcription factor 3b. Gene Ontology annotation, biological process: regulation of transcription by RNA polymerase II. NCBI's taxonomy places the organism in Eukaryota, Metazoa, Chordata, Actinopteri, Cypriniformes, Leuciscidae. The transcript is spliced from 16 exons. The coding region runs from base 90 to 1700 and encodes 536 amino acids. The record is from RefSeq and is a predicted model, not a curated record. Gene Ontology annotation, molecular function: DNA-binding transcription factor activity, RNA polymerase II-specific; RNA polymerase II cis-regulatory region sequence-specific DNA binding.